This is a messenger RNA of Chelonus insularis, 2304 nucleotides long. Its product is annotated as muscle LIM protein Mlp84B-like. Lineage: Eukaryota; Metazoa; Arthropoda; Insecta; Hymenoptera; Braconidae. Gene Ontology annotation, molecular function: structural constituent of muscle; actinin binding. Gene Ontology annotation, cellular component: cytoplasm; Z disc; nucleus. Bases 168 to 1652 code for a protein of 494 amino acids. Gene Ontology annotation, biological process: muscle tissue development; sarcomere organization. The record is from RefSeq and is a predicted model, not a curated record. The transcript is spliced from 9 exons.
UGCACGUGCCGUGUGCAAAGCUCGGUAUGACUAGGACGAGCUCGCGGCGAAAACAGCCAUUCGAAUCCAGUAUUAGUGCGGUGCAGAGUGUAAACGGUGUCUAUCUAAACCUAUCGCUCCGAGAAUUUCAUUUGCCCUCGAUCGAUAUACCUAGUGCAUAAACGAAAAUGCCUUUCAAGCCAGUAGAAAAUCCAAAAUGCCCCAAAUGCGGCAAAUCCGUUUAUGCCGCAGAAGAACGUGUUGCUGGAGGACUCAAAUGGCAUAAAAUGUGCUUCAAAUGCGGUUUGUGUGGUAAACUCCUCGACUCGACAAACUGCUCCGAGCACGAAGGUGAGCUUUUCUGCAAAGUCUGCCACGCCCGGAAAUUCGGUCCCAAGGGUUACGGAUUUGGUGGUGGUGCAGGCUGCCUAUCCAUGGAUCAAGGCGAGCACCUGCAGAGAGAUGGUGACUUUUCAAGAGGAUCUAAUGCAGUAUUAGAACCCCGUGCAAUUGCCAAAGCUCCAGAAGGUGAGGGAUGUCCACGGUGUGGAGGAUUUGUUUAUGCAGCAGAACAAAUGCUUGCAAGAGGAAGAGCCUACCAUAAGGCAUGCUUCAAGUGCAAAAUUUGCCAGCGGACACUGGACUCUACGCUUCAUUGCGAUGGUCCGGAUCGCGAAGUAUAUUGCCGAGCUUGCUAUCCGAAGAAAUUCGGGCCGCGGGGCAUUGGUCAUGCGGGGCUAGUAUGGCUCGGGCUGCAGUGCGACGUUGAGGACGAAUGCGAUGCAGCUCCUCGCACGACUGUGAUUGAUACUGCAGCAAUAAAAGCACCACCAGGUAAAGGUUGUCCUCGUUGUGGUGGAGUAGUCUUUGCUGCUGAACAAGUGUUAGCCAAAGGAAGAGAAUGGCAUAGAAAAUGUUUCAAAUGUCAUGAUUGUACGAAAACACUUGAUUCAAUAAUUGCUUGUGAUGGUCCAGACAAAGAUGUUUAUUGUAAAACUUGUUAUGGAAAAAAAUGGGGCCCUCAUGGUUAUGGAUUUGCUUGUGGAUCAGGAUUUUUACAGACCGAUGGAUUGACAGAAGAAGAACUGUCAGCCAGCAGACCCUUCUACAAUCCUGAUACAACUUCAAUAAAAGCUCCAGAAGGUCAAGGGUGUCCUCGUUGUGGUGGAAUGGUCUUCGCAGCUGAGCAACAGCUUGCUAAAGGAACAAUGUGGCACAAAAAAUGCUUCAAUUGUGCUGAAUGCCAUCGACCUCUUGAUUCAAUGCUUGCUUGUGAUGGACCUGAUAAAGAAAUCCAUUGUCGUGCAUGUUAUGGUAAACUUUUUGGGCCCAAAGGCUUUGGAUUUGGUCACACUCCAACUUUAGUUUCUACGAAUGGAGACACUGCCCCUUCAUAUAUCGACGCUAAGCCCCAAGUUGGAUCAAAAAGCAGUGAUGGACGUGGCUGUGCGCGAUGUGGAUAUCCAGUUUACGCUGCCGAACAAAUGAUUUCAAAAGAUAGAAUGUGGCAUAAACGUUGCUUCAGUUGUGGCGCUUGCCAUCGUUCUUUAGAUUCAACAAAUCUUAAUGACGGACCUGAUGGUGAUAUCUAUUGUCGUGGCUGUUACGGAAGGAACUUUGGACCUCGUGGAGUUGGUUUUGGAAUAGGUGCUGGUACCCUAACGAUGGCUUAAAUAUUUUAACUUAAGAUUACUUCCUUCCUUUGAUUUAUCUAUAUUUAAUUAUUUUUUUCUGUUUUUUUUUCUUUUCAUCAUAAAUAAUAAAAAAACACUAAUCAGCCGAUGUAGAUAUCAAAUCGUCAAUCACCGCAAAUUCGAUCGAAACGAACGCGAGACGAUGAACAAAUUUAUUUCAUGUUAUUUAAUAACCUUCUGAUGUUUAUUUGUUAAGAAUAAAUUAAAUUACGAAUCGUUUAAAAGUUAUUAACAAGUCGUGGGAAGCAUUUUAUAUUUUUUUUCAAUGAUUUUUUUUAAACAAUUUUUUUUAUGUAAUUCAUAAAAAAAAAAUUAAAAUGUUGCCUUCGACAAUAUUAAAAUACGAACGACUAUUUCACAAAAGUGCGACAAAUCUAUUUUUUACAAUUAAAAUAAUGCCAAGAGACUAAACUUUGAUCUAAAUUUAAGUAAUCUUAGUGUUUCUUUCAUCUAAUAAUAUUUAAUUUAAUGUAUUUAAAUUAAUUAAAAAACUUCUCUUGUAAUUUAGUGCGCGUUUUCCUACAAAUAAAAGGAUUAUAACGAUAUAUGAUCUCCAAGUCAACAGGAGUUUAUGUAUAAUGAAAAAUAAUAAUAAAAAAUUAUUUUCAAUAAAUAUAAAUUUUAAAAAUAA